Messenger RNA from Onthophagus taurus, 756 nucleotides. The record is from RefSeq and is a predicted model, not a curated record. NCBI's taxonomy places the organism in Eukaryota, Metazoa, Arthropoda, Insecta, Coleoptera, Scarabaeidae.
AUGAUUGAGCUCAAGGCGUUUAUAGAACUUCGCUUUUUCACUGCGGCAUUCAAGUCAAAUCAUCAAGAUAUAAACACUCUCUUCACAACAGAUGGAACCGGUGCCGAGAUAUUUCGUGCUGUGAUGUUUAAGAACAGAUUCGCGAUUUUAGUAAGCACUCUUAGAUUCGAUGACACUAAUUCUAGAAAAGAACGCAAAAAGACAGAUCCAGCUGCACCAAUCUCACUAAUUUUUGAAACAUUCGUGAAAAAUUGCCAACAGGCGUACAGUUUGGGAACUUGCGUUACUAUCGAUGAAAUGCUCAUCAGCUUCCGCGGCCGCUGCAAGUUUCGAAUGUAUAUUCCAAACAAACCAGUAAAGUAUGGGCUAAAACUAAUGGCGUUGACCGAUUCAAGAAACCAUUAUUAUUUCAAUGGUUAUAUUUACAUUGGAAAAGGAUCGGAUGGAAAUACGUUGCCGGAAAAAUAUCAAACUUCACCAAAACCAAUGCUAUCUGUUUUACGUCUUUCCAAGCNUCCCCUAACAUAUAUCUAUGGAAAGAAUAAAUUUAAAUGGUCGACUGAACCUGAAAACUCCAGAACAAGAACAAGGAAGCAUAAUAUUGUUUUGGAACGUCCUGGAUUGCGAGGCCCUAACCGUCCGACUAAAGCAAGUCCUGAAGACAUGUGGAAUAGGUUAAUUGAUGAUACCAUUACUUUCAGAAGUUUUACGUUGGACAAAUAUAAAAAUACAGAAAGAAAGAGCCAGUUAUACUAA